Lytechinus pictus (painted urchin) is the source of this 6482-nucleotide messenger RNA. Its product is annotated as kinesin-like protein KIF23. The coding region runs from base 671 to 3277 and encodes 868 amino acids. Gene Ontology annotation, cellular component: microtubule; nucleus; kinesin complex. The record is from RefSeq and is a predicted model, not a curated record. Lineage: Eukaryota; Metazoa; Echinodermata; Echinoidea; Temnopleuroida; Toxopneustidae. Gene Ontology annotation, molecular function: microtubule motor activity; ATP hydrolysis activity; microtubule binding. Gene Ontology annotation, biological process: microtubule-based movement; mitotic spindle midzone assembly. The transcript is spliced from 22 exons.
AGGAAUGAAAUUCACUCAAGUGUCUCACUCUCAGUGAGUCAGUCAAACAAGGUUCAGUACCGCUACUACCGGUAAUCGGUAUUCAGUCUUAAUUUCACUCAGACACACUUGGCUUGCCUUGAAGUUGAUGAAAUUACCUCUUCUUUACUACAAGCAGUGACAUGACACUCUUUCCUUACUCCAAAUUCCAAUUUGAACUGAGCUUCAUCUGUGUCUCGUACAGCUCUGUCUCUGCUCGCUCUACAUCAUGUAAUGUAAUUUCCGAAGUCUGUCAUUGUCAAGUGCCAUAAGACUGAGCUGAGCUUGUAGACUGUAGUUACAUGUAUGCCGAGGAUCACGCCCCUGGCCCAGCCCGGUACCUUACCGCGAUAGAGCAGGUCCCCGGAAGUUCAGGGGACAAUGGUCUUGCACCAUGCCUACGCAAGGAUCAGCAAUGAUGCAAGUUCGCGAAAUCUCCGUGUUUUGAAAUGUCUCCCUCUCCGGCUACACUCUUGCAAUUUCAACGAUGAUUGGCUCUUGAUCUUUCGAUCGAUCGAGCGCGCUCGCUUUUUGAAUGCAAUAUUGUGCGCAGACGAUUUUUAUGCAUUUUGUGGCUGACCGAUUUUCUUCUGAAUUUGAGCAAAGAUAUCACCAAAAUAGCUGUAUUUCUGACUAGACAAGGGAUCCCAACAUGAAGCCAACACGAGGCAAGACCCCUAAGAAGACACCUCGGAAGCCCCCUAGCUGUGCUAAGGACCCAGUAGAGGUUUACUGCAGGUUGCGACCACUGCAAGAGAUUGAGGAGCUGUGUAUUGAGGUCAUCAACAGCAACACAAUCCAGCUCAAACCACCUGAGGGUUCUCAUGCAUUCAGAACUGGCAAUUACAAAGAGACACAGCAUGUCUUCAAAUUUGUUUUCAGCGAGGAAUACUCGCAGAAAGCAGUGUAUGACAGCAUCGCACUGCCAUUGGUUGAAGACCUUCUCCAUGGAAAGAAUUCUUUGCUGUUUAUGUAUGGAGUGACGGGGUCGGGUAAGACGUACACCAUGCAGGGGACACCCACGGACGGAGGAGUCCUGCCGAGGUGUCUUGAUGUCCUUUUCAACAGCCUCGGUGAUCUACAGGCCAGGAAAUAUGUUUUCAAGCCGGACAGGGUGAAUGGCAUGGAUGUACAGACGGAGGCCGAUGCUAUGUUGGAGAGACAGAAGAAGGAGUUGAUGCCUCCGCCGGUAGCACCACGUACCCCACGCACUCCCAGGACACCCCAAAGCGCUCGUGCGCCCAUCACACCUAGCAGAAAACCAAAGAAAGCUUUUCCGGACUUGGACAACUUUGUACGGGUUCCGGACCCUACUUGCCUCAGCACCGUGGACGAGGAUAACAACUAUGCCAUCUAUGUUUCCUACGUUGAGAUCUACAACAAUCAGAUCUUUGACCUCCUAGAGGAGGUUCCCUACUCACUCCAUUCAAAGGGUUUGACACCAAGAAUUCUGAGAGAAGAUUGCAAUCAUAACAUGUAUGUUGCGAUGUGUACUGAGAUAGAGGUCAAGUCAACAGAUGAUGCAUAUAAGGUCUUCCUCAAAGGUCAGGCCAGGCGUAAGGUUGCUCACACCCAGCUGAACACAGAGUCAAGUCGUAGCCACAGUGUCUUCAAUAUCAGACUGGUCCAGGCACCCCUAGACUCACUGGGCCAGGAGGUCAUACAGGACAAGGACCAGAUUGCCAUCAGCCAGCUGUCCCUGGUUGACCUGGCUGGAAGUGAAAGGACCAACCGAACCAACAACACGGGGGACAGACUCAAGGAAGCCGGUAGCAUCAAUGCGUCGCUGAUGACACUCAGAACAUGCAUCGAGACGUUGAGAGAGAACCAGUCGGAAGGAGCCAACAAGAUGGUCCCUUACAGAACGUCCAAACUCACCCAUCUUUUCAAGAACUACUUUGACGGUGAGGGUAAAGUCCGUAUGGUGGUGUGUGUCAACCCCAGUGCAAAGGACUAUGAUGAAACCACUCAUGUUAUGAGGUUUGCAGAGAUCACGCAGGAAGUACAAGUAGCGAGACCAACAGAGGUCAGAUUUGACAUCGGUCUUACCCCAGGCAGGAGAAAGGCCAAUGAAGAAUAUAAGAAACUUCUUGAGGAGAACGGUGGUGAUCUGCCACCUCCAUCCCCACUUCUCUCCCUUGGACCACCGUUUCCACUCUUACAGAUUUCCGAUCCAUCGGAUGAGGACACCUUAUCCAAUCUUAUUGCCUUCUUGGCGGAGAGACAGAAAAGGAGGAGAACCAUGGAGGACGAACUCGCAAGAAAACAGGGCGCUUUCCGGGCAAUGCUGGUUGAAAGAGAGCACGAGUUGGAUCAUCUCCGCACCACCGUCUCAGAGCUUUCAGCCAAACUGAACUCUAAGACCCGCGAAAAUGAGCGGAACGAGAAACGCAUCCGUUCUCUGGAACAGGACAACGCCAUGCUGCAACGCACUCACAACAUGUACGAGAAAGACAAACGAGAGAUGGCUACAGAGCUUUCUGAGAAGCAAAAAAUGAUCCAGAUGGAAACGCAGGAAAGAGCUCGUCUGAAGCAAGCCCUCAAGGGAGCCGUCAGUAACCAGAGAGAUAAAUGGGAAAAGGAGUGUGCGAAGAGGGUCCGCCAGACGGAGAUGAAGAUGCAGACGGAGAUGUGGGUCCGGGAGGAGAAGCUUCGCCAGCUGAAGGAGAUCGUCCAGGGCCACGAGGAGGAGGAGAGCGCCAAGAAAGCAGCCAAGGAGGUGCUGGCCGAGAGCUUCAAUCGAUCCAAGUCACCGCCUCCGCAGAGGAAGACCAACCCACCACCGGUCAGGCUGCGACAUCGUCGAUCGCGGUCAGCCUCCAACAGCAUCUGGAUCGAUCACCAACCCAUUGAGACCCUGGACACAGAAACGGUCCUGCAGCCCAACAAAUCCAAGAAUGCCAAGCGUGUAUCCAACCCAUCCCUGAAGGAUAUCAGGAAGACAGAUAACUACAUGCUGACCCACCAAGAGGAAGACUCCGCUGGAGAACUGGAGACCAAGAUCUAUAAGGCUGAAGUGAUACCAACCAGAGGCGGUGGACGGGCAGUGCAGUUCACUGAUGUUGAGAAGUUGAAGUCCGAAGAUCCACUGACGACCACGAGGACCAAACGGAGGGUUGAAGACGACCCCGAGCAGUACAGCGGUGAAUGGACGGAUGUAGAAACAAGGUGUGCUGUUGGGCUAGAACACAAGGCAGGGUCUUCGACAAUAUCAGCUGUACAUACUGUGGCAAACAAGAAACACAAGAAAUCUCGUUGAACUCCAUCAUGUCCCUGGGGAGCGUUUCACGAAACAAAGUUGUGAAUUUCAUUGACAACUGUUAAAAGCUACUGAAAUCCUUGCAUGUGAUUGGCAGGGUGCAAGUUUGUCAGUGAAAUAUCACUGACAAGAUGAUCCAUGAAACACUCCCCAGUUCCUUCUUGCAAGAUUAUUUGGAAGCCAUCUUCAGGGGGCAGCUUCCAAUCCUCGGCAAUAACACUACACACUGAAGGGAAAUACCCUUAAAACUCUUUGAUAAAACCAGGGGCCCGUUUCAUAAAGAGUUACAACUGUCAUAACUUUGCCGUUAUGGCAACUACCAUGGCAAUGGGGCUCAGCAGCCGAUCAAAAUCAAGGUUACCAUGGUAGAUGCCAUAAUGGCAAAGUUACAACAGUUGUAACUCUUUAUGAAACUGGGCCCCCGAUGUAAAAAUGAGAGGAAAAUUAUAUAAUCAGAAAUGCUUGCAUCAGAGCCACGAAUGUCACAAACUUGACCCUGUGCAUUAUAUGUUUUAUACAGACAUUUUAAUGAUAUGAGUAGAUUACAUAUUCUUCAGAAUCAAGCAGUCAAUUAUGUAAGGCUGCAAAUUUUCUUCGUGACAUCAUCACUGCUUUAGCGUAGGAAAGGGGUGUAUUGAUUCAUCUGAUAACCUUGGCAUAUAGACGUAGUCAUCUUCGUCCAGUGGAUUUACGCGCAGUAGAAAUAUCUCAUACAAUUUGCAUGAUCUCUUUUUAUUGCUACACACUUGUUGCACUGUAAUGCAAAUUAGUGAAAAAUUUAAAGGGAAGUUGAAAGAAAGAAAAACAAGGAAAUACAUUAUUGAUGGAAGAAUAGCUGAAAGAAAGAGAUACAUAAGAACUGAUGAAAGAUAAGAUAAGAGAAUGAUAAAGAUAUUUUGUUAAAUACCAGAAAUGGCAAAUGUAAUAACACCGGUCAAAGAAUCAAUGGCCCUCCCUCACUUUUCCAAGUAAAUUACUAUUUGAUUUGUUUGGUUUGCAUGUUUUGCCGGGAUUGUAAAUACAUUUAGAAGGGAAAGAAUGCUAUUAAUCGAAUUAUGCCAUCAUCAUCAUUAUUUAUAUACCGAUGCUAUGCUAGUUCAGAAAAAUAUGUUAGCAGUGGCUGAUAAAGAUCUUUGUUCAUUUUGUUUAAGACAUCCUACCAAACCUUAACAUUGGAUAAUCAGGCGUCCGUUCCGUAAAGAGUCACAACCAUAAGUACCGAAGUAAUGACGUCACAAAUUGUUUUAAAAGCAUUUCAGCGUGUUAUUGGUGUAUUACUGGCCUGGUUCUAAAUGUCAGGAACCAGGCCAAUAAUACAUUGACUUCAAUUGGGCUAAUUAUGUAUUUACGAGGUCAUAUCUUGUGGCCCCAUGGACCGAUUCCCACCAAAUUUUGGUAGUGGUUUUUUUUUUUCAUCAUGCUCUACCCAAAUAUGGUAUCAAAAGUGCUGAUCAUAUGCAAAAAGUGAAAAUUGAUGACCUCACAGUUCGGUACUCUAUAACUUUGCCAUCGUGGCAGCUACCGUCCACGGUAACAGGACUCGUCAUCCAAUCACCAUCAAAGUUUCAAUGGAAGUUACAAUAAUUAAGGCUAAAAAAAUCUCAUCAUCUGUAUAUAAACAUGAAAGACUGCCUGCCUACUUUUCCUUCGUCGAUAAAUGUAAAUCUAAUUUAACUAGAAAAUUUUAGUAUACUAUGGACAUUGUAAAUACCAGUAUCAACAGUUAUAUUAAAUGAUUUUUAUCUAUAUCUGGGAAUGCUUAUGCUGCUCGUUGGUGAAAGGGGGUGUGGAUAGGACCAAAACAAUGGGGGUUUUUUAACAAAAGAAUUAUAAAGUUUAUUCUUACUGGGAUUUUCAAUCAAGGUGAAAUGUUAAAGAUUUAUUAUGUGCCGUCUGGCUUGUAAACCAAAUUCUUACUCCAUAUUUCACUGCAUAUUAUGCAUCUUUUCCUCACUCUUGCUAUGCAUUUAACCAUUUACAAACUCAGUAAUUUAUACAUCACAACUAUUGCUUGUGUGUCCAAGAGAAAAAUUAAAAGCUUUUUAUUUUUCAGACAAAUGCCUCUUCCUGUUUUCCCCCCGUGUAUUACUCCAACACCUGGGUAGCGUUUCACGAAGGGAUUUGUCAGACGUUUUAUCCGACAAAUACCAUUUAAACCGACAGUUACCAUAGCAACAAUGCCUUUCAGCAAAUCAGAAUCAAGGAAAGAUGUCAGAUCUGACUACUUGUCGGACAAAAAUGUUGAUGAAAAGCUCCCCUCUGAUGUGGUUUCUUUUUGUCUCUCCAGGCUCCAUGAAUAUGAAUUCACAAUGAAACCUAUUUAUGAGAAACAUAUUCGGCCAUGGGCAAUCGAGAAUCAGCGAGAAUCAGAUGGAGACAUUUUGUUGAGCAGGUGUAUAAUGAAUUGUGUAAUUUCCCCGCUUCUUUUGUUGGAAUUUUUUUUACAUAGUUAGCCAUCGGCAAAUGUAGAAAUAGAUGGAAACAUUAUGCUCAGCAGGUGUACGAUAAAUUUUCAAAUUAAAUUUUGCCACUUUUUUGUUGGUAAAAUGAAUAGGAUGAGAAGGCAUGUAUCAAGGACUUAAUCUUGUGACAACCGUCCCCCCCCCCCCCCAAAAAAAAGAGCAAAAUUUGACCACGAGAAAAAAAUUAUUUGUAUUCUAGUUUGGAUUUACCUUUUUUGAUGUAUUUAGACGCAUUUAAGUGUAAUCAAACAACAUAAAUGAAAUCAUAUUCUCAUUGGUAUUUUCAAGUCCCAAAAUAUAAUGAGUAAACAGAACACUGUUAGUAAGGACGCAUUGUAUUUGAAUUGCGGAAUAAUAAACAAUACUACCAUUAUAAAUCAUGUUUUAUUUCAUUUGGGUUUAAAAUUUUUUGUUUGGUUUAUGCAUUAUUCAUGGAGAGGAAAAUAUGCCUGUUCAGGGGGAAUGUAUACUGAAUCAUGAAUUUUAAAAUUUCUCUCAACACUUGCAUCAUUUUAAAGAAUAUGGUAUGAACGAAAAGAAAUUCUUAAUUUGAAAAGAAGUAUUAGUGAAAUCCACAAAGUCUUUGCUUAUUCGAGGAUCAGUGCAUAUGUAUAUGAUAUUAAGCAUAUUGUAACUUCUAAAUAAAUACCUUGAUUGAUCAUGUAUUGUGCAUUUACUUUUUUCAAGUGUUAUCUCUUCCAAGUUUAUAAAAUAGAAUAAAGCAGCAUUAUAGUUGUGAAAAA